UCUGCUGACCUUCUCCAUGGCGCCCUGACCAGCGCCAGCGCCAGCGCCAGCGGGAGACCUGCAGGGACCGGGCGGCCUUGGGAACCGGACCGCCCCGAACUCCUCCCCAGGUCCCGUCCCGCCGCCGGGCAGGAGGGACCGGACAUUGCCGCGCCGGGAAGGAUCUUUGGGUGGGGGUUUGUUGCUGGCCUGGAGCGAGAGGUCUGGGCUUUAAGUCCCCGCAGUUUGAGCCAAGGGAGCGGGGCCGAGCGCCGGGGAGUUUAAUACCUGACAGGAAAGCUACCGGGGACCGCUCCGAUGGAAAUACACUGUAAGCACGACCCGUUUGCAGCAAUGCAUAGACAUGGAGGAGUGAAUCAGUUAGGGGGUGUUUUUGUGAAUGGUCGUCCACUCCCUGAUGUUGUCCGCCAAAGGAUUGUGGAACUUGCCCACCAAGGUGUCAGGCCGUGUGACAUCUCCAGGCAGCUACGGGUCAGCCAUGGUUGUGUCAGCAAAAUUCUUGGCAGGUACUACGAGACUGGGAGCAUUAAGCCUGGAGUGAUUGGAGGAUCCAAACCAAAGGUCGCCACACCCAAAGUCGUCGAAAAAAUUGCAGAGUAUAAACGCCAAAAUCCCACCAUGUUUGCCUGGGAGAUCAGGGACAGGCUUCUGGCCGAGCGAGUGUGUGACAACGACACCGUACCCAGCGUCAGCUCGAUUAACAGGAUCAUACGGACUAAAGUACAGCAACCACCCAACCAGCAGGUCCCAGCCUCUAGUCACAGCAUAGAAUCCAGGCAGCGAAUCAUGCACAUUGACUCAUUCUUACCACAUGCCAGGGUGGUGUAUGAGGAUGGACGGGGAAACCACAGGAAGGAGGCCUCCACGGGGUCCGUGACCCAAGUCUCGACAGUGAGCACUGACUCCGCAGGCUCCUCCUACUCCAUUAGUGGAAUUCUGGGAAUUACAUCCCCCAGUGCUGAAAGCAACAAACGCAAACGCGAUGAAGGUAUUCAGGAAUCUCCAGUACCAAAUGGCCAUUCCCUCCCGGGUAGAGAUUUCCUUCGGAAACAGAUGCGAGGAGAUCUUUUCACCCAGCAGCAGUUAGAAGUGUUGGAUCGAGUCUUCGAGAGGCAACAUUAUUCUGACAUCUUCACAACAACUGAACCCAUCAAACCAGAGCAGACGACAGAAUACUCAGCCAUGGCAUCAUUAGCUGGUGGAUUAGAUGAUAUGAAGGCCAAUUUAACAAGCCCUACUUCCGCAGAAUUAGGAGCUAGUGUUCCAGGACCACAAUCCUACCCUAUUGUAACAGGUCGUGAAUUGGCAAGCACAACCCUCCCAGGAUACCCUCCUCACGUCCCCCCUGCUGGACAGGGCAGCUACUCUGCUCCAACACUGACAGGAAUGGUGCCUGGGAGCGAGUUUUCUGGAAGUCCAUACAGCCACCCACAAUAUUCAACAUACAAUGACUCCUGGAGAUUUCCCAACCCUGGAUUGCUAGGCUCUCCUUAUUAUUACAGUGCCGCAGCCAGAGGAGCAGCGCCCCCAGCAGCUGCUGCUGCCUAUGACCGCCACUGACCCAGGGAGUCUGGAACUCCAGCACUUACUAAACAUAUCAUCCAGGCUGACGGCAUCUGAUUCCCCAUGAAAUAACCAUGCAAAUCAGACUGCAAGGAAGGAAGACAAAAGUAUCCAGUAGGAACCCGCUGGCUGAAAUUUUACUCUUUAAACUGGGUGAACUAAUUAUUAUUAUUUUUUAAAUCCAUGAAAUUCUGGCGAUAUUAACUGGGCUCUCAUACAAAACAAAGAAAUGGGAGAAACCAGUUCUGCUACCGUCCCAUCUGAUUUGAAAGGUGCAGUAGCUGCAUCCUACAUAAAGCCUACUGAUCUCGCUGCCUCUGGUUCUCUCAGCUGCGCCUGGGGACCGGAAGCAGUUCUGACUUUGAGCAGGCCAACUCGGGAUGUCUCCCUUAAGGUGCAUUGACGCAGGCUGUGUGACUCAACGUGAGCUGUCUGGCUUUUUUUAAUUUUUUUGGUAAAUAAGGAUUGGUCUGCUCAAUUUACACAGCACCAUUGUAAAUAACUUGCUUCCUUGUGUUACUUUUGAGAGUGGCUUAGCGUAAACAGCGACAUGGUACAAACGAUGAACCGAAAAUGCAUCUGAAAAAUGUGUUUUCAAACUGGUGCACUGAUUCAAAGAAUUCAGUAAGCUUUAACCGACUUUGAACCAGGUUAACAUUCAUUGUGGCUAUAUUUGGGGCUGAUGUUACUUCUAUAUACAGCGUCACAGCUGGCAGCCGUGUGUGAACAUGCUAUGAGCUGGCACGGAACACACGAGCGACUGAAAGACAUGGGCGGUUUGUGACAUUUUACUGCUAAAUAUUUAUUUAUGUUUGUUUGUAAUCAUAACUAGCACUGAAACAAAUUCUCUGCUUUCAAGUUAAACCACAUCAGAGAAGGAAUUCCUAAUUAAUAACCAACUCCUUAUGUAUAUCUAUAUAGAUUACUUGUGAACACCCAAUUAUUUCUAUUUUGUAAAGAAAUGAGAAAAAUCCCAAGGUAAUGAUUUUUCAAAUUGAUAUCUCAAAUAAUAUUACAUUAAGGGUCACCAUGUACACUGAAACAUACAAACACUGCAUUACAAAUCAAACACAUGGGGGACACACAUUUUGGGAUACCUAUAUGUUUAAAUGAAGACACUUCUCAAAGUCAUUCGUUGUACCCAGUGGGCUACAGUAAAUCCAUUCCACUGGAAUCCAUAAAGUUACACUGGGGAUAAAUUUGACCCAUUAAUUCUGUAUAUUCCCCCUCUCUCUCAAAGAGAGAGCAUUAAUAGAACCAAGUGACAUUUUGUUCAAUGUUCUCUACUUCCUGGAGCUAAUGAACAGAAGAGAGCAGCUUACAAAUGAUUGGUUAAGCUAGUACAUCAAUCAGCACCAAUUCAACGGAACCAUAUCAACUACUCAUUAUUUCCCGAAGGAAAAGCUUUUUUUAAUCCUAUAUGAUCAGCAAACUUCUCGUCUACAUAAAGGGAAAAUUAGAAGUGUUUCCACUGAAGACAAUGGAAAACUCCCACUGACUCACAUGGGCUCAGGAUCUGCUCCAUAGCCUUGCGCAGAGUUGCCAUAAUUAGUGUGAAAGGGACAAAUUCUACCAUCCUUACACUGGUGAGCACUUACAUGCUGUAGUAAUCUGGUUUGGGUCCAUGAAGAUUUGAGUCUAGCCCAAAAUAGGUCUCCUAUAAGUGGACAAUUGAAGUACAAAUAUUAUUUCCAGAGUAAUAACUUUUUAAUUAUAAUUUUAUCUUUGUGCUGCUUGUUCUGAAUGGAUGUCAGCAAAUCAAAUGGUAGCAAUUCAGUGAGUUUUGGCUGCAUGUUCCUUCCAAAACCUUUGUACUAUAUUUAGUAUGUCUUCUGAUCAGACUCAGAACAGAGACAUCUCUAGUUUCCAAGGCAGAUAGUCCCUAACUGGAGCCGGGCUCCUGUCCAGGAGUUUAGGUUAGUAAACAUCCACAUACCCACAGAUGAAAUGUUCAGAGGCUAAUGUGAAGGGGAAAGAAAUCCAGGAGAGCUGACUGUAUUUUAAAAAAGGCUUAUUGAGGGUGCAGGAACAAACCAUCCCGAUUUGUGGAAAGGAUAGCAAAUAUGGCAGGCAAUUAGCUUGGCUUAACAGAGAAAUCGUCGGUGAGCUUAAACACAAAAAGGAAGCUUAAGAGAAGUGGAAACUUGAACAGAUGACUAGGAAGGAGGAUAAAAAUAUUGCUCGAGCAUGCAGGGGUGUAAUCAGGGAGGCCAAAGCACAAUUGAAGUUGCAGCUAGCAAGAGAUAUGAAGAGUAACAAGAAGGAUUUCUACAGGUAUGUUAGCAACAAGAAGGUGGUCAGGGAAAGUGUGGGACCCUUACUGAGUGAAGGAGGCAACCUAGUGACAGAUGAUGUGGAAAAAUCUGAAGUACUCAAUGCUUUUUUUGCCUCAGUCUUCACAGACAAGGUCAACUCCCAGACUGCUGCACUGGGCAGCACAGCAUGGGGAAGAGGUGAGCAGCCCUCAGUGAUGAAAGGACAGGUUAAAGACUAUGUAGAAAAGCUGGAUGUGCACAAGUCCAUAGGUCCAGAUCUAAUGCAUCCGAGGGUGCUGGGGAGUUGGCUGAUGUGAUUGCAGAGCCAUUUGCCAUUACCUUUGAAAAUUUGUGAAGAUCGGGGGAGGUCACGGAUGAUUGGAAAAAGGCAAAUAUAGUGCCCAUCUUUAAAAAAGGGAAGAAAGAGAACCCAGGGAACUACAGACCAGUCAGCUUCACCUCAGUCCCUGGAAAAAUCUUAGAGCUGGUCCUCAAGGAAUCCAUUUUGAAGCACCUGGAGGAGAGGAAAGUGAUCAGGAACAGUCAACGUGGAUUCACCAAGGGCAAGUCAUGCCUGACCAACCUGAUUGCCUUCUAUGAUGACAUAACUGGCUUUGUGGAUAUGGGGAAAGUGGUGGACGUGAUAUAUCUUGACUUUAGUAAAGCUUUUGAUACGGUCUGCCAUAGUAUUCUUGCCAGCAAAUUAAAGAAGUAUGGAUUGGAUGAAUGGACUAUAAGGUGGAUAGAAAGCUGGCUAGAUCAUGGGGCUCAAUGGGUAGUGAUCAACGGCUCGAUGUCUAGUUGGUAGCCAGUAUCAAGCGGAGUGCCCCAUGGGUCAGUCCUGGGGACGGUUUUGUUCAACAUCUUAAUGAUCUGGAUGAUGGGAUGGAUUGCAGCUUCAGGAAGUUCGCAGAUGGCACUAAGCUGUGGGGAGAGGUAGAUACGCUGGAGGGUAGGGAUAGGGUCCAGAGUGACCUAGACAAAUUGGAAGAUUGGGCCAAAAGAAAUCUAACAACAAGGACAAGUGCAGAGUUCUGCACUUAGGAAGGAAGAAUCUCAUGCACUGCUACAGGCUGGGAACUGACUAGCUAACCAGCAGUUCUGCAGAAAAGGACCUAGGGGUUACAGUGGAAGAGAAGCUGGAUAUGAGUCAGCAGUGUGCCUUUGUUGCCAAGAAGGCUAACACCAUAUUGGGCUGCAUUAGUAGCAGCAUUGCCAGCAGAUCAAGGGAAGUGAUUAUUCACCUGCAUUUGACACUGGUGAGGCCACAUCUGGACUAUUGCGUCCAGUUUUGGGUCCCCCACUACAGAAAGAAUGUGGACAAAUGAGAGAGAGUCUAGCGGAGGGCAACAACAAUGAUUAGGGGACUGGG
Messenger RNA from Gopherus flavomarginatus (Mexican gopher tortoise), 5190 nucleotides. It is a transcript of the gene PAX5, whose product is annotated as paired box 5. Lineage: Eukaryota; Metazoa; Chordata; Testudines; Testudinidae. The coding region runs from base 298 to 1560 and encodes 420 amino acids. The record is from RefSeq and is a predicted model, not a curated record. Gene Ontology annotation, molecular function: DNA-binding transcription factor activity, RNA polymerase II-specific; RNA polymerase II cis-regulatory region sequence-specific DNA binding. The transcript has 11 exons. Gene Ontology annotation, biological process: regulation of transcription by RNA polymerase II; anatomical structure development.